AUGCCUGACGAAAAGCUAGGCAUGCCUUCGCUGUCGAGAUAUCUGCGACCCGAUAAGUUUGACAUCGAGCCUGAUGUCGCGGACGCCGAUGAAAAAUGGCAUAUCAAAACAUGCUCCACUUAUAAAGAUUCGAUGAAAGUUCUAGAAGACAUCUAUGUCAAACCGAAAAAUACUAUUCUAGCUCGACAUAUUCUCUUCAACCGCAAGCAACGAGCCGACGAAACGAUCUCUGACUAUAUUAGAGCUCUCCGACUUUCCGCGAAAGAUUGUAAAUUCGAAGACGUCAUAGCUCAAGAGCAUGAAGACCAAGCAAUUCAAGCACUUAAUCAAGCCGUAGCUCUGGAAACGGCAAAGAAGGAUGCAGUUGCUAUUGGUAUCAGUUCUACGCAGCUUACCGCCAUAUCGCAAAGUACUUCACGGGACAAGGAAUCCGAAAAUCUAGCAGCAGCUCCAUCGUCACGCACUUUUCAAGCCGCCCCGACUACGCCACCUCCGGCUAAACCCUGCUUCUUUUGCGGCGGGAGUCUUCAUCCAAGGUUCAGAUGUCCAGCCAACAAAGCCACCUGCAAAAAGUGCUCAAAGAAAGGACACUUUGCAAGCGUCUGUAGAUCGGGCAAUAUCAACUUGAACUCCACGACAGUUGAAGAUCCUACGACCUAUAACAACAACCACUUCUACAGUGGAACUAUUUCUUCUAUUUUCUGCCUCUCCUUUGAGCCUUAG
Messenger RNA from Melitaea cinxia (Glanville fritillary), 723 nucleotides. RefSeq lists its product as uncharacterized. The record is from RefSeq and is a predicted model, not a curated record. Lineage: Eukaryota; Metazoa; Arthropoda; Insecta; Lepidoptera; Nymphalidae. The transcript has 3 exons. Bases 1 to 723 code for a protein of 240 amino acids. Gene Ontology annotation, molecular function: zinc ion binding; nucleic acid binding.